Messenger RNA from Annulohypoxylon truncatum, 653 nucleotides. RefSeq lists its product as uncharacterized. Bases 126 to 647 code for a protein of 173 amino acids. Lineage: Eukaryota; Fungi; Ascomycota; Sordariomycetes; Xylariales; Hypoxylaceae. The transcript has 2 exons. The record is from RefSeq and is a predicted model, not a curated record.
CCGCUGCGACGUAAGCAUUCGUUUUUAUAAGAUUACGACUGACUGUCCACGCGCUCGCUUUCUUUUCGCCCCUUAUUACGGCAGGCUAGAAAAUUAGGAUAUUUCGAAAUUCCCCAUUUCCCAAGAUGCAUCCUACAUAUAUCUUCACUGGCCUCGUCGCCCUCGCCUCUAGUGCCAAUGCCGCAGUCCUCCCGCGAAAUGAUCCGUACGUAGGUGAUCUGAGGACAUUCGGCCAAGUGGACUGCUCGGCCGACAAUCAAGGGGUUGGCACUUUCACCCAGUCGAUGACCGGCAUCUGCAAUCAAUGGCCCGAAGCAUUCAGCUCUAUAUACGUCCAUUUAACGGACGGAUGGGUUUUCCACGCCUAUACCAACUCUAACUGUUCAGAUAAUGGAAAUUUCAUCCAGGGUUCUGUACCAAAGGAUGGAUAUCCUGUCAUCUGCAAUAAUUCUCCUACUCAAUGGGUUGCUUAUACCGUAGACCGGCUUCCGCCUUCAUCGCCGUCUGACGGAUCGCCAUCGGAGGGAUCGCCUCCUACCUCUACGCCUACACCACUUACACCGCCUACACCUCCUCACGGACCACCGCAUGGUGGCCCGCCAUUCGGUCCACCUUUUGGCGGAUCGACUCAGAACUCCACAUCCUGAAUCCCG